UCUAACUUCUGGGACUCUUUGCGCAACUGCUAGGAUUUCUCAAGUGCAUGUGGCAACUCAGCCCAGCUCUGGGGGAAACCGACUUGGCUCCGGAGGUUCUCCAAGGCCGGGGGAGCUGUCACGACUGCGGCGGGGACAGGCGAGGAUCGAGGCGCGGGCGGUGGUGGGGGGAAACACCCACAACUUUCCACCCUAGCUGCAGCUCCUUCGGCCGCUGAGCAUUUCCUCCGAAACCACAGCUGCGGAGCCACCAAGUGCAUGGGGCGCAACACUUCCCCUUGUUGUGGGAAGUAAAGUAGCCGUCCCUCCUCCCUUUUUCUUUUCCUUUUCCUUCGGCUUGUCCUGGGAGCCUUUCCCUUUGGAGCAGCCGCCGUCCCGCGUCUGUCGUGUCCUCGGAGCAGGGAAAGUUCAUCAGCUUGAUAAUGGAGGAGAACAAUGACUCCACCGAGAACCCCCAACAAGGCCAAGGGCGGAACAAUGCCAUGAAGUGUGGGUGGCUGAGGAAGCAAGGAGGCUUUGUCAAGACUUGGCAUACUCGCUGGUUUGUGCUCAAGGGAGAUCAGCUCUAUUAUUACAAAGAUGAAGAUGAAACGAAGCCCUUGGGUACCAUUUUUCUGCCUGGAAAUAAAGUCCUUGAGCAUCCCUGCAAUGAAGAGAGCCCAGGAAAAUUCCUUUUUGAAGUAGUUCCAGGAAGCGAUCGAGAUCGGAUGACAGCAAACCAUGAGAGCUACCUCCUUAUGGCGAGCACCCAGAAUGAUAUGGAAGACUGGGUUAAGUCCAUCCGCCGAGUCAUAUGGGGACCUUUCGGAGGAGGCAUUUUUGGACAGAAACUGGAAGACACUGUCCGUUAUGAGAAGAGAUAUGGGAACCGUCUGGCUCCAAUGCUGGUCGAGCAGUGUGUGGACUUUAUCCGACAAAGGGGGCUGAAAGAAGAGGGUCUCUUCCGGCUGCCGGGCCAGGCUAACCUCGUCAAGGAGCUCCAGGAUGCCUUUGACUGUGGAGAGAAGCCAUCAUUUGACAGCAACACGGAUGUACACACAGUGGCGUCACUUCUUAAACUCUAUCUCCGAGAACUUCCAGAACCAGUCAUUCCUUAUGCAAAGUAUGAAGAUUUUUUGUCCUGUGCCAAACUGCUCAGCAAGGAAGAAGAAGCUGGUGUUAAGGAAUUAGCAAAGCAGGUGAAGAGUUUGCCAGUGGUCAAUUACAACCUCCUGAAGUAUAUUUGCAGGUUCUUGGAUGAAGUACAAUCCUAUUCUGGAGUUAACAAAAUGAGUGUGCAGAACUUGGCCACUGUCUUUGGCCCUAAUAUCCUGCGCCCCAAAGUGGAAGAUCCUUUGACCAUCAUGGAGGGCACUGUGGUGGUCCAGCAGUUGAUGUCAGUGAUGAUUGGCAAACAUGAUCGCCUCUUCCCCAAAGAUGCAGAACUGCAAAGCAAACCCCAAGAUGGAGUGAGCAACAACAACAAUGAAAUUCCGAAGAAAGCCACCAUGGGUCAGCUACAGAACAAGGAGAACAAUAAUACCAAGGACAGUCCUGGUAGGCAGUGCUCUUGGGACAAGUCCGAGUCUCCCCAGAGAAGCGGCAUGGAUAAUGGAUCCCCCACAGCUCUACCAGGUAGUAAAACCAACAGCCCAAGGAACAGCGUUCACAAGCUGGAUGUGUCUAGGAGCCCCCCUCUCAUGGUCAAAAAGAAUCCUGCCUUCAAUAAGGGCAGUGGGAUAGUCACCAAUGGGUCCUUCAGCAGCAGUAAUGCAGAAGGUCUGGAGAAAACCCAAACCACUCCCAAUGGGAGCUUACAGGCCAGAAGGACCUCUUCCCUGAAGGGGUCUGGUACCAAAAUGGGUACCCACAGUGUACAGAACGGAACGGUGCGAAUGGGCAUUUUGAACCCCGACGUUCUUGGGAGCCCCAUGAACGGUCGCAGCAUGAGUUGGCUGCCCAAUGGCUAUGUGACCCUGAGGGAUAACAAGCAGAAAGAGCAAGCAGGAGAGUCAGGCCAGCACAACAGGCUCUCCACCUAUGACAAUGUCCAUCAACAGUUCUCCAUGAUGAACCUUGAUGACAAGCAGAGUGUCGACAGCGCCACCUGGUCCACUUCCUCCUGUGAAAUCUCCCUCCCCGAGAAUUCCAACUCCUGUCGCUCCUCCACCACCACCUGCCCAGAGCAAGACUUUUACGGGGCUAAUUUUGAGGACCCUGUUUUGGAUGGGCCCCCGCAGGACGACCUCUCCCACCCUGGGGACUAUGAAAACAAGAGUGACCGGAGGAGUGUGGGAGGUCGGAGUAGUCGUGCCACCAGCAGCAGCGACAACAGUGAGACAUUUGUGGGCAACAACACCAGCAACCACAGUGCACUGCACAGUUUAGUGUCCAGCCUGAAACAGGAGAUGACCAAACAGAAGAUAGAGUAUGAGUCCAGGAUAAAGAGCUUAGAACAGCGAAACUUGACUUUGGAAACAGAAAUGAUGAGCCUCCACGAUGAACUGGAUCAAGAAAGGAAAAAGUUCACAAUGAUAGAAAUCAAAAUGCGAAAUGCCGAGCGAGCAAAAGAAGAUGCCGAGAAAAGAAAUGACAUGCUUCAGAAAGAAAUGGAGCAGUUUUUUUCCACGUUUGGGGAGCUGACAGUGGAACCCAGGAGAACCGAGAGAGGAAACACAAUAUGGAUCCAGUGAGCCUGCUUCCUCCCGCUGUCUCCGAUGGAUCUGGGAAGGGCUCUGGGGUUCUAGUGGGAACAUUAUAUGGGAUCAGGUGCUGGUCCCCUGCUGUACCGUGAUCUUAACUGGUGAAGGAAUAUCAUUUACAGACAUUACCCAUCCAUAUCUGCAAUGUGUACCAAAGUUACAUCAUGCCCCCUAAUGCUACUGUCAAGUGUUACAACUGGAUAUGUGUGUAGAGAGUAGUUUUUAAAAAGUAAACUAAAAAUGAGAAGCAUAUCUCAAGAAUUAUUUUAUUGCAAGUCUUGUAUUUAAAAUGUUAAAUCAAUACAUUGUUGCAAUUU
Messenger RNA from Odobenus rosmarus divergens (Pacific walrus), 2998 nucleotides. RefSeq names its product Rho GTPase activating protein 24 (gene ARHGAP24). Gene Ontology annotation, molecular function: GTPase activator activity. The record is from RefSeq and is a predicted model, not a curated record. Bases 423 to 2672 code for a protein of 749 amino acids. Gene Ontology annotation, cellular component: focal adhesion. Gene Ontology annotation, biological process: signal transduction; negative regulation of ruffle assembly; negative regulation of Rac protein signal transduction. NCBI's taxonomy places the organism in Eukaryota, Metazoa, Chordata, Mammalia, Carnivora, Odobenidae. The transcript is spliced from 10 exons.